AUGUUUUUUGUUAUUGAGCGCUGGGAAUCCGUCGCCCUGCGGCCCUCGCAACUCGGCCCCGAAUAUCUAGCCAGCGUGGAGGCGCUGCUGCGGCAGCAGGUGGAGGGGAAGUGUCUGCAGAGUGUGGGCUACGUCGUCUGUGUAAUCCGCGUACUGCAGCAUCUACCCGGGAGGAUUCAGGACUCAACAGGACUUGUUGUUGUAGCUGCCAAAUACCAGGCAAUCGUUUUUAAACCUUUUAAGGAGGAGGUUUUGGACGCUGUAAUAACUGAUGUAAACAAGCUCGGCCUCUUCGCUCAGUGCGGCCCCCUAAAGGUCUUCGUUUCGAGGGCUUCUCUCCCCCCCACCUACACGUUUCAGGAAGAGGAUGCAAUGCCGAGCUUCUCAGACGGUUCUCUUGCCCUGCGGUCUGGGGGAGAGAUCCGCCUGAAGCUGCUGGGUGUCCGCUUCGAGGCGAGCCAAAUAUUUGCAGUGGCCACAACCAACGGCGACUACUUGGGGCCCAUAGAACCUAGAGAGACUUCAGCUGCAUGA
This is a messenger RNA of Eimeria mitis, 534 nucleotides long. Its product is annotated as DNA-directed RNA polymerase II subunit RPB7, putative. Gene Ontology annotation, cellular component: RNA polymerase II, core complex; P-body. The coding region runs from base 1 to 534 and encodes 177 amino acids. The record is from RefSeq and is a predicted model, not a curated record. Gene Ontology annotation, biological process: positive regulation of translational initiation; DNA-templated transcription; transcription initiation at RNA polymerase II promoter. The transcript is spliced from 4 exons. Gene Ontology annotation, molecular function: single-stranded DNA binding; single-stranded RNA binding; translation initiation factor binding. NCBI's taxonomy places the organism in Eukaryota, Apicomplexa, Conoidasida, Eucoccidiorida, Eimeriidae.